Messenger RNA from Candoia aspera, 6041 nucleotides. It is a transcript of the gene RUNX2, whose product is annotated as RUNX family transcription factor 2. Bases 169 to 1584 code for a protein of 471 amino acids. The record is from RefSeq and is a predicted model, not a curated record. The transcript is spliced from 6 exons. Gene Ontology annotation, molecular function: DNA-binding transcription factor activity, RNA polymerase II-specific; RNA polymerase II cis-regulatory region sequence-specific DNA binding; ATP binding. Gene Ontology annotation, cellular component: nucleus. Lineage: Eukaryota; Metazoa; Chordata; Lepidosauria; Squamata; Candoiidae. Gene Ontology annotation, biological process: chondrocyte differentiation; regulation of cell differentiation; hemopoiesis.
CGGAGCCGGUUUCUCCUGUCCUCCCCGCAUCCCUCUCCGGCCUCUCCCCGUCCUUUCUCUCUCUCUCCCUCUCUCAUUCUCUCUUUCGACUCCCCGGUCCUCCUCCAACGCCUCUUCGAGCGGCCCCCCUGACUCCCCUGCAGAGCUCGCUAACUUGUGGCUGUUGUGAUGCGUAUUCCCGUAGAUCCCAGCACCAGCAGGAGGUUCAGCCCCCCUUCCAGCAGCCUGCAGCCCGGAAAGAUGAGCGAAGUCAGCCCGGUGGUGGCGGCAGCCCAGCAGCAACAGCAGCAGCAGCAGCAGCAACAGCAGCAGCAGCAUCAGGAGGCGGCGGCAGUGGCGGCGGCGGCGGCGGCGGUGCCCCGGCUGCGCCCGCACGAUAACCGCACCAUGGUGGAGAUCAUCGCCGAUCACCCGGCCGAGCUGGUCCGCACCGACAGCCCGAACUUCUUGUGCUCCGUGCUGCCUUCACACUGGCGCUGCAACAAAACGCUCCCGGUGGCAUUCAAGGUGGUGGCUUUAGGAGAAGUCCCUGAUGGGACAGUGGUCACAGUCAUGGCUGGAAACGAUGAAAAUUAUUCUGCAGAGCUGAGGAAUGCCUCAGCUGUAAUGAAGAAUCAAGUGGCACGGUUUAAUGACCUGAGAUUCGUUGGCAGAAGUGGAAGAGGGAAAAGUUUUACUCUGACAAUAACUGUCCUUACAAAUCCCCCUCAAGUUGCUACAUACCACAGAGCUAUAAAAGUGACAGUAGAUGGACCAAGGGAACCACGGAGGCACAGACAGAAGCUUGAUGACUCUAAACCUAGUUUGUUCUCUGAGCGUCUCAGUGAUUUAGGGCGCAUUCCUCAUUCCAGUAUGAGAGUAGGGGUCCCGACUCAGAGCCCACGGCCCCCUCUGAACUCUGCACCAAGCCCUUUUAAUCCACAAGGACAGAGUCAGAUUACAGACCCCAGACAAGCACAGUCAUCCCCUCCAUGGUCCUAUGACCAGUCUUACCCAUCAUAUUUGAGCCAGAUGACUUCACCAUCCAUUCAUUCCACAACUCCCUUGUCCUCCACACGAGGCACAGGGCUUCCUGCCAUCACCGAUGUGCCCAGACGGCUCUCAGGUGCUUCAGAGCUGAGCCCAUUUUCAGAUCCCAGGCAGUUUACAAGCAUUUCAUCCCUCACUGAGAGCCGCUUCUCCAACCCACGAAUGCACUAUCCAGCCACCUUCACUUAUACACCGCCAGUCACUUCAGGCAUGUCAUUGGGUAUGUCAGCCACCACUCAUUACCACACCUACUUACCGCCACCUUAUCCGGGCUCUUCCCAAAACCAAAGUGGACCAUUCCAGACCAGCAGUACUCCAUAUCUCUACUAUGGCACAUCAUCAGGAUCAUACCAGUUCCCCAUGGUGCCGGGGGGAGACCGUUCCCCCUCCAGAAUGCUUCCUCCCUGUACCACCACAUCCAACGGCAGCACAUUAUUAAACCCUAACUUGCCUCCCCAGAAUGAUGGUGUGGAGGCUGAUGGAAGCCACAGCAGCUCCCCAACAGUCUUGAAUUCUAGCGGCAGAAUGGAUGAGUCUGUCUGGAGGCCUUACUGAAAUUUUAUCUGCGGGGCCUAAAAUCUGUCAGGCAGAAAGCAAACAAAUAAACAAACAAUUGUCAGCUGAUAAUAAAGUGCCUGCUUUUUUGUUUUUGUUUUUGAAAUAGAUUCUGUUGAUAUGUGCAACUGAGUAGCUGGGAUGUUAACAGCUAAUUAUAUGCAUACAACAUGAGACUGACUUUCCACAUCAUAGUUCCAGUCAAUGUGGAUCAAAGCACAGUUUGUUUUCCUCCUGGGAAUGUUGUCUCAGUUUUAUAUUUUAAAAUAUAAUGAUCCAACCCCCCAAAGAUGCCCAUUCUGUCUAGACUCCUUUAAAAAAAAAGCGAGUUCUUUUGCCAAGAGAGGAGACGUGGACUCCUGCCAAUUGUCAAGACAAAGCCUGUGCUUUAUUUGUUGUUCAAAUAAACAGAAGCAUCUUGAACUUCAGGUACGGUUGCAGCCAUACGAUCUAUAGGACCCUUAUGCAUGCACAGUGUAAUUCACUCCGUGUGUUUGUGCACAUAGAAAAAGUGCUUCCAUUUAUACCAGAAUAUCUUCAGCUUACAGUAACUCCUCAGCCAUCUUAUCAAAGCCUUGCCUCUGAUGAAAGAGAAAACUUUUGAAGUGCUUGGCUUUCUUCUUCUGUUUUUGCUGAAACAGCACCCUAUAAGGUACCAAGACAAACUUGUUUGUUUUGUGUUAUACAUUUAUGUGAUUACCUUUGCCUUAGUCAAGUUAACCAAAACAAUUCUUGGGGAAAAAAGUCCCCCAAACAAAAACAAACAAACAAACAAAAAUUCUAAUUUCUUAUGCAAGGAAAAAAAAAGAGAAUGGCAAUAUAUCUUACUCAAACCAAAACAGUAUCCGUAGUAUGUGUGCGUGGCUAUCUUGUUUUAUUUUAUUAAGUUAUAAAUGUGUACAAAAUUGAGGUUAUAUGCAAAAAAAUGAAUUGUCAUAUAAUUUUAAAGAAAUAUUUAUAAUUAUUUAAUGAUGUUUGGUCCCUUUAAGGUUUUUUUAUAAUGUAAUGAUGUGUUGACUUCGGUCUCUAAAAAUGUUUGUUGUUUUUAAAUAAUGGCAGCCUUUGACUGGUACAGAAUCUCAAGGCCAUGAAUGAACUCUGAAAAGCAGUUCCAGUAUAAACUAUCUGCAAUAUGUUAUUUUUUUAAAAAAAAUAAUUAAAUGCUUCCAUCUCUAAAGAAUUUGGGUAUAAUCCCACAUUGGCUUAAUUUAUGAAGGAGGUACUGCUUUAAACAUAACUGAAUAUUGGGUUGUCUUUUUAACUUGGCCAAAAUUAACUGGAAACAGGUUGAACAGGCAUUAUUUUGAAUCCAUUGCUCUGUAAUCCCUCCAGGAGGUGGGACCUAAAAGUCCAUGAGCAUGAGUCUGCUCUUAGCACAGAGCCUUUCAUCUCUGCCCUCCCCAAGGCUGCCCUCUGCACUGGAAAAGCACUGUCCCUCAAGACUCGGGCCUUAGUAGGAGGGUUUCCUGUCAAGCAGAAGAGAGGCAUAACCUCUCUCCCAAACAGCUAGUUUCAAACGUACAUUCAUCUUAUAUACGUAUGUUUCAAUCCCAGCCAGCUUCAUCUGGUGAAAUUCAAAAGUUUUCCAUGUUUCAAGCAGCAUUUGGGAAACAGUAAAACAGCCUUGCAAUGCCACAAGAAAGGUUCUCAAAACGUCGGCCAUUUCACCAUCCACCCGCUUACCUGAAAUCAGCAGCUUUCAGUAUUGAGUGCUGGAGUAGUUGUUUUCUGUUUAAGAAUGCUUAAACUAAUUUUUCAGUAACUAUACAUUGUGUUACGUGGUGCUGUGUUAAAGUGGAAUAAGCACAAGUGAACCACUCUACAGUUUGAUGCUGCUCCAAUAACAUAUAGUAGCUGAAGGGUAAUUAUAGAAGUCAAAGUCUUUGUAAAGUCACACACCGCUUUUUUAAUUGGGAGACAUGAAUAUUCCUGGAACUCUUAAAAUCAACCAUCCAUCAUUUACCAAACUCUGUUCUGCUGGUAAGCAAGCCAGAUUAGUUCCUUGGCAAGUGUCUGUGUCCCCAAACAUUCUGGAGUCUUUGAGAAUUCUUAUUUAGACUCUGGUGGAUAGAAAAGCUCAUUUGGCACUUUACAUUGAAAUCCAGCAACCUGUAGCUUUGUGCACUUACCUAAAUGAAACAGGAUGUGAGGAUGUGAAUGAAAGGCAGGGAGUAGCAGGAGUCCUUUAAAAGGAGGUGUCACCUUCUUGAAAUUCAUUGUCUUUCUAGCCUCUACUUUGAUCUCCUUUGCACUGUUUUUAGCCUCAGCUGCAUUCAGCAAACAGUCUUUUCUGUGGGUUGCACUGCUGCUGAAACUAAUGAUAGUUAGAUGGACUAUCUUUUGAACACCCAGUCAAUAAGAAAAUGGUGAAACAUUUUACACAAUGCAGUUGGACAGCUUCAGCCUCGUCACCUACUGAUUGCUAAGGCAGCCCAACAGAAUGAUUCCACAUUCCCAUGAAUUAUUCCUGGCAACUUAAUAUAAUUCAUUUGCUCCUUAGGAAAAAAUUAAUGGCCUUCUAAAGGUUAUCUAUCAAGUCCCCUUUUUAUAAAUAGGAGAGACUUUCCUGAUGUGUAAUUUUCUUUCGAAGAUGGAAGUUGCUAUUGAUCCUAUUUAUUGUUUACGGUAGCUUGAAGCAUACCCUUGUCCAUUGAUUUUUAUCUGUAAGAUAAGUAUGUUCAUUUCAGCAGCACUUAAAAAAAGCCAGUGUCUGGUUACACAUUUCAAGUUGUUUAGGAGUAUUGUUGAUUAAACAAACCAAAAUAAGGACAUGAAUCGCCAGUGCAAAUGCUGUUGUGUAUUUAAUAAAAGGUACUAUAUUUGUACAUUAUUUUUUAUUGCUGAAAAGGCCUUUUAAAAGAUAUACUAUAUGCAUCUUAAAUAAUUUUGUAGGGAUAUUUUUUGUGUUGCUACAGGGGCUGCAGGCAGCAACCCAAAUGCAUUUAAAAAGAAAGGAAGAAAGAAAUACAUUCUUGUACAAUUCCAGUACUGCUUUAUAUUCCUGGAUUUAAUCCAGUGUAGGUCAUUUUUUAUAUUUUGUUCUGUAGCUACAGUAAUCUUUCUGUAUCAUAUUUUGGGAUCAUUUGGGAUUAAAACUCCAGAUUGCUCAGGUGUGCAGUUUUGUUUGCCCCAAAGCAUGUCCAGCUCAUGCCCUGGUACUGUUGACUGCACCCAUGAAAUGGUUUGCUUUACAGUUCAGAUAAACCAAUAACAAUGCAAAGAAGAGAGUCAUAAGCACCUUUGAUAUAAGCACAAGGCCCUUCUCUAGUGUCUCAGUUAAGUGUGCCUUUAAAAAAAAAUAGACCCAAGCUCUCAAUAGGAAACAUCUUUAUCAAUCUUGGAUGAUACCUAAUGCCUUGAUGGCAUCAAGGGAAAAAUAAGCUCAGAGUCCAAGCUUUACAGUUACUAAAACAUUUCUCCUGUAUGUCACCCAUCUCUCCUUCAGAAUUCGUUUUCUUUUCAUGCAGGAAGGGAAUGUGGGAUGACAUUAGUAUUAUGGGCUGUAGUUAGGACCUCAAAUCCAGAGGAAAGGCUGGUCCAGUUUAUGGAGUCAAAACUGCUUGUGCAAGUGUCUCUUUACAGUGUCUGUACCAGAGAUGUUUACCAAGUCUUUGGCCGUGGAUAAAACAGAAUUUACUUCUAAUCGUGGGUGUGGCAGAUCAAGGGUUUAUUGAUACAAAUUAGGCACUAGCCCACAUGAAGCCCUUUGACCCACCAUCUAGGAAGGUGCUCCAUUGAAUCUGACCCUUAGCUAGCCGUCCUUGGGCAUGGACUUGCUGGCCAUUAUCUCCUCCCUUCGUCAAGGAGGGUUUUUUGCACUGUCAGGUUUGCCAGAUUAUGGCCCUCCUCUCUCGCUGGAGCCUCCAUUUCAGUCCUGGUGAGGUCAUGCAUCAGGAGUCCAAGAAAAGCCAUGAACAAAAGCAAUAAUUUAAACCUAAAUAAAAAUAAACCAAAGGAAAUAUCGUUUUCUAAGAGCUUUAUUUCUGUGAUAACAUUUCAUUUCAGUAUGUUUUACCUGUCAUUUAGCCAUUUAUGUUUGUUGCAAUAUUUCUAAAUAGGUCAGCCAGAAAGCAUAUUUUACAGUAAGUUUUGUUCCUAGGUACACUAAGCAACAUUCCAAAGUAUUUUUUUGCUUAAAUAUGCUUUACCAGUCUUGAAUUUCUGCUGGAGCAAAUAUUUGUAGUAUUUCCUGUAAAUACAAGCUUUAAUUUCUUUCAUUUUUCCCCAAUUGCUGUUGUCCAAGAAUUGCUUUCCAUGCACAGAUUGUACAAACACAUUCUUUUUUUUUUUGUGCCGCAGACAGCGAUUGUGGAAGGGAAGGGUUUACUUUUUCUUCAAAGGGACUGUGUGUAUUGUAUGUUGCAACUGUAAAUUGAUUUUGUUUGGCAUUCUCUCAUGAUUGUAAUAUUAAUUUUGAGGUUUGAAUCUCAUUUUCAAUAAAGUGGCUUUUUUGUUAA